Messenger RNA from Doryrhamphus excisus (bluestripe pipefish), 1722 nucleotides. NCBI's taxonomy places the organism in Eukaryota, Metazoa, Chordata, Actinopteri, Syngnathiformes, Syngnathidae. The record is from RefSeq and is a predicted model, not a curated record.
UUAUAUUGAGCUUGACGGACGUGCACGAGAGUUACCGACUUUCUGUUGGAGGCUAAAAACAUGGAAUCUUUGAGCUUCCGAGACUGUGAGGCAUGGCGGGCUGAGGGUCUUCCAUUGUCCACCAGCAGCAACGAAGCCUGUAAACUAUAUGACGCUAUUCUCACUCAGUAUGUCACCUGGCGUAACAUUGGAAGCGUUGGAGGAGUGGAAGGAUGCUUCUCGGCUAUCAAGGCUGCCGAUCCUAAUUUUGUCAUGGGCCAUGUGAUGAGCACAGGCAUGGAGCUGAUCGGAACGGCCAGCUCCCCCCGCCUGAACCAACGCCUGGCCAGCGCUGUGAAGAAGACCGUGGAGAUGGCCAGCUGCCAGAACAUCACGCAGCGGGAGAAGCUCCACGUGAAGGCCAUGGAGUUGUUCUCACUUGGGAAUUUUCCAAAGGCUUGUGACGUUUGGGAAGAAAUCCUGGUGGAUCAUCCCACAGACUUUCUCGCCCUCAAGUUCGCCCACGAUGGCUACUUCUACAUGGGCGCCAAAAUCCAGAUGAGGGACUCCAUUGCUCGAGUGCUGCCUCACUGGAAGCCUCACUUCCCUUUGUCCAGCUACCUGAAAGGACUGUAUUCCUUUGGUCUGAUGGAGACCCGAUUCUAUGACCAGGCUGAGAAAGUAGCCAUGGAGGGCCUGGCUCUGGUUCCAGACGACGCGUGGUCCGUGCAUUCCGUCGCCCAUGUCUAUGAGAUGAAAGCGGAGGCGGACAAGGGCUUGAAGUUCAUGGAAAGCCGAGAGAAAGACUGGCGGGUAUCUGACAUGCUCGCCAGUCACAAUUAUUGGCACUGGGCGCUGUACUUCAUCGAGAAGGGGCAAUAUGAGGCUGCGCUGCAAAUAUUUGAUUCUGAGAUAUUCAAACGUUGCAAGGCCACGGGAUCCAUGUUGGACGUGGUGGACAGCAGCUCACUGCUCAGCAGGCUGGAAAUGGAGGGUGUCUGCGUGAAGGACCGCUGGCGGGAGAUGCUCCAGGUGACGCUGCCGCACACCGACGACCACGUGACCCUGUUCAACGACCUCCACUUCCUCAUGGCGUCCCUGGGAGCCAAAGAGACCGGAGCUUCCCAGCGUCUACUGGAAGGCCUCCAGGAAUUGGCUAAGACGCCGGGCGACAAUUACCAGCACGAGCUAGCAGGACCUGUAGGCGUGCCCGUUUGUCAGGCCUUGAUGGAAUACCAAGGAGGAAAUUACGGUCAAGCGGUGGAGUUAAUGUACCCCGUACGCUACCGUAUGGUGGAGAUGGGGGGCAGCGAUGCUCAGAGAGACGUCUUCAAUCAACUGCUUAUUCACGCGGCCUUGAAAUCGGACGAUAAGCACCACCAGAGACUCGGAAGAUGUCUUCUAGUGGAGCGUGAAGCGCUGAGGCCAAACUCCCCCCUGACUGAUCGCCUGAUGCGGAGAGCCAUGGCGCUGCACAUCUAGACGUUUUUUUUCCACAGGUUGGCUGUUCCUGCAACUUAUACUCCAGAGCAACUUAUUCAUUAAAAACAGUGUUUAUGUUCUAUAAGCACUAGGCACCUUUUCUGUUCAUGCUUAUUUUAUGUGUAGCUGUAUAACCAUUGUGUUAGCAUAUGUUAGCAUGUUCUCUGUUCUUUUAUUGUUAGAACUUGCCUUUCCCAGAGGACGUAAUGUCUGUUUUGGUCAAGUAGUUUGGAAAAUAAAUUACCCAAAAAAAUGCGACUU